AUGGCCGCGGUGUUACCUUUAACGCGAACGUUUUCAGUGGAUGAAGAUGCGUUGUCAUCCUGUUCUUUGGAAUCGCUGCCAUCAGUGCUUGGCAGUCGUGGUCAUCGUGAACGUUGUACGUCGACGUCCGCGACAAACGAUAUCUUUGCUACAAUGACGCCAGCAGACGGACUUGGUCGUUCGUUGCUCGCGGGCCCGUCAUCAGACUAUUCGUCACACUUCGUUCUUUCCGGUCUCGUCGGAGGCCCUGGUCAAGUCAAUGAGGCGUUUGCAAAAAUGAUCGAUGAUGUUCGUUGCGAAGACACAGCUUGUCAUCGUGCGGCAGCUACGUCGCUGUCGUCGUCGAUGUCCUCGUCGUCCGUCUGCGAGACGAUUCAGCUUCCCGAUAACGUAAUAAUUCUGGCCGAUACCCAUACAUGGAGUGUUCAAGUAGCGUCAAAUGAAGGAUGGGGUGAGGUAUUCUCACCAUCGGAAGCGAUUGUGUCAAUGUUGGAGCAGUUCUGUGAUCUUUAUCGUGUUGGAUAUGCUCCACGGCUUUUGAUUAGCUAUUUAGAAGAUUCUCUUUCCGAUGUGCUGAGCAAGAGUCUUAGUCUUGUCGAGAUUGUAGCGUCAAAUGAAGGAUGGGGUGAGGUAUUCUCACCAUCGGAAGCGAUUGUGUCAAUGUUGGAGCAGUUCUGUGAUCUUUAUCGUGUAUCACGUGGCUCCCCGUCGUCACAAGGCCCACUUUCGCCGGAACGGGUUCGUUCCAUAGUGGAUUGCGAUCACUCUGAUCUACGGCUGAUCCUCAAUGUGGCUUCCGUCUACUGGCCAUCAGUUCUAGCCUCCGUGGUGUAA
This is a messenger RNA of Ostertagia ostertagi, 834 nucleotides long. The record is from the annotation of a GenBank genome assembly. NCBI's taxonomy places the organism in Eukaryota, Metazoa, Nematoda, Chromadorea, Rhabditida, Trichostrongylidae.